CAAUUCCUGCACCAUAGAGUAUACAGAUUUCAGAAACAGAAGAAAACCUCUCCUUGUGUAUACUUUGUUGUGUUUUCCUUCUGUUUAUUUUUCUGUGUAGUAAUUUAUGUUUUUGUUUUUUGUUUUUUUGUAAGGGUUAAAAGUUUCCAGAUUGAUUUAAAAAAAAAUGGCUAAAAUAUAACAAUGAAGAAAAGAACAAAAUGCGAUGUAAAAUGUAAGAAAAAUAAAUCUAGAGGCAAUGAUACGCAUAGUCGAGUGAAGAAGUAUUCGUCCAACACGAAGCGUCGCAUGAAAUUCAAAAGGAAACUGGGUCGUCUACAGCAGAAACUUCAGCAAAAGGAAACAUUGAUCAAGGAUUUGCAGUCGAGCAUGGAUCGGGUCAAAAAUCACAGUGGGAACCAGGUGGCCGGCGCGUGGUUCUGGCACAAUUAUUCCAUCGUCAUGUCGAACCUACGAGCGAGAACUUCUGCCUACCAGGAGUACGCAAAUGAGAUUUUAAGCGAUCACGAGGAAAGGUGCGAAGAGGAACAGGACAGCGAUGACGAUUUGGUCGUAUCGGAAGAAUUCAUGGAAUUUCUAGAGAAAAACCGACAAUAUAGAUUAGCCCGGGAUAAAGAAAAAGAAAGAAAACAAUUAGAAGAAGCCAAAAAAGGAUGUUCUGAAGAUGAAGGCGAUGACUGUAAAGUACCUGAUGUCCAUUUAAGCGAGUUGAAAAGGAAAAAAGAGAUCGAACUCCUGUACGGAAAACAUUCCGCGAAGAUACAGGGCAUGGAAACUGCGCUGCAGCUGACUUUUAACCGUCACUGCGACCAAAGCCGACCACCUUAUUGGCCGAAUCUUUCUUUCACAUUUGCUUUCAAGCAUCCGUUAAAACUCGAAUGAUAAAAAUGAACAUUUAUGUUUAAAAAUAAAAACUGUUUCAAAACUUCA
This is a messenger RNA of Cimex lectularius (bed bug), 930 nucleotides long. Its product is annotated as gem-associated protein 8-like. NCBI's taxonomy places the organism in Eukaryota, Metazoa, Arthropoda, Insecta, Hemiptera, Cimicidae. Gene Ontology annotation, biological process: spliceosomal snRNP assembly. The record is from RefSeq and is a predicted model, not a curated record. Gene Ontology annotation, cellular component: SMN complex. Bases 184 to 882 code for a protein of 232 amino acids. The transcript has 5 exons.